AUGCGUCAGGUUGAUGACAUCUCACUUUCUAGAAUAAACUUGUAUAGCCAUCAUGAUCACACAAACACUGAUUCACACCACAAAUUAGAACUAGGAACCUAAAUAAUUGGGAAUAAUUCAACUCAUUAAGAAAUUUCUUUCAAGAAUAAUUAGUAUGUGGGACCUAUCCAUCAUAAAAAUCAGUAUAACCAUUUUCAGAGAACUCAAUACAUUGACAAAGAAUUGGAAAAUAUUACAUUAAGAUAAUAAACAUUAACUGAUAAAGGGAAUGAAGAGGACGUUAAUAAUUAUGUUUUGAGAAUACCUGGAGGCCCUUACUAAGAUUAAAAUAACGACGAUGAGGAGAAAAAAUCUCCUUAAUCAAAGAGCUCCAAUUCGAACGAUCGAAGUUAACCUGAUAAACUUCUGAGUAGUCCAUCUUAAAGAGAGUAAUUUAAAUUCUAGCUGAGCUACAAUCAGAUGAAAAAUAAGCAUCAAUCUGAAAAUUUAAUAGACAGAUUCUAGUAUUAAACAGAUAUUGAUAACAUAGCGCAUAGAAUGGAAACACAAAGAGAUGAAAAAGUUAUAAAUAAGAUGUCACCUCGUUAAAAGCAUAGUUUAUAGACAUCAUCUGUAGGUUAGUAUAGUGAAUGCGAGAUUAGAGAUUAAACAAUUCAUAAAAAUGGAUUCCAGAGACCUUUUCACUGUUAGCAGGUUAUUUCUUGGUUUGAUUAUUUGAUGAAUUUGGUGCUUAUAUCUCUAGCUAUUAUAGAAAUAACUGAUAAUAAUGUUCAACUAGGAGUUGGUUUAACCCUCAAUAUCGGAAUACUUAUAAUAGUUUUCAUUAUUGGUGCUCAAUGCACAGGCAUAGAUCCUACUGACCCGAAUGUAUACUUUGAACGAAACCAACGAGACCAAGGAACUAAGCAUUGCGGAGAUUGUAACCGUUGUGUCGCAGUCUUUGACCAUCAUUGCAAAUGGCUCAAUAACUGUAUUGGUGAACUCAAUUACAACUAUUUCCUUGCUCUUAUCUCAACCUACUUGAUAUAUCAUGUGUUUGCAAUAGCUAUUCUGAUAAGCCUCUUUGCAAAAUGGAAUGAUGUUCAAAAUAAUCGCAGUCCAGGCUGGCUAGCCCUGGCUUGUUUUUUAUUUCUAAUGACUAUUAUUAAGAUUAUAGCGAUUGGCCAGCUACUAUUCUGGCACAUGUGGUUUAUCAAAUAUGGUAUUACAACCUAUGAAUAUAUUCUAGAGCAGAGAGAAAUUCUAGAUUUAAAGUCUAAAUUAAAGGAUGGAAUGAUGAGUUUAGAGAAAUACAAAAGAAAGCUGAGUAAAAUAGUUCAGUCUAGGAAGGAUCACAGAGAAUUCAGAAUAAAAUCCAGAAUAAUUAUAAAGGCAUAGAAGUAGUAAUAGGUUAAAAGCUAGCAAUCUGCUAGACAUUCAUCAGAAGGAAAUAAUCAUAACAGCUUUUUCCUCAGUAACUAUAACAAUAAUCAGAUUUUAAAUAAUACAAACUACCAAGGAAAUGCUAAUAAUAACUCAACUUUAAAUAAUCAACCAGAUAAGAUUGUGACAGAACGGGCAAGUGGGGACUUGCUAGGGUAAAGUUCAAGAAGAAGCAAUCAGUAAUAGCAAUAGCAAUAGUACAAUCAGGAAAUAGGAAUUCUUUAAAUUAACGAGAGUGAAUCAAAUGAUGGAAAAGAGAGUAUUAUAGCACUUGCUGAAAAGAUCAAGAGUCAAGAAUUUACUGAUGAUGAGAAAGUUAACAUGUAUAAUGAGUCAGGACCUUCUUCAAAAGAACACUUAAAUUAGAGAACAGGGCUAGCUGAAUAAAAUGAAAGAUCUGCAGCUGAUUUUCACAACCACAUUAACAUAGACUCAACAAAGAACCUAAUCCAUUUCUAGAAGUCAGGAGUAAGUACCUCUCUAAACAGUGCUGUCAGAUGGAAAGGAUCUAAUGUAGAGGCAGCUAAUUCAACUCAGCUCUCAUCUUCUAUAAAGAAACUACAAUCUAAAAGGAAUAAUGCUGUAGUUCCUAUUCAUGGUACAUUAAAUGACUCAACCGCUAUAGGAGAUUCAAGGACUGGAAUAAAGAGACUCAACACAGUGGUGGAUUAGAAGAAAUAUUUGAAGAUGGUAAGAGGCCUAGAAAAUAAAAAUCACUCAGUCAUCGAAUCUUAAAAGCAGAAUGCGGAUAUUCAGCAGAUUAAAUCUUUGAAUGAGUAUGAAAAUUCUGAGAAGCUUGAUUCUAAGGAAUUCAAAAUGCCUUCUUCAAGAUAAUAAUUAGUGAAGGAUUAUGAGUCAAAUAGAAUGUUUAAUAGCAAAUCUCCAAUAUAUAUGCAAAAAGCGUCUGAAAAUUCUAUGAGUCAGUCACAAAAGCAAAGAUCAUUCUCAGUUAUUGAUCAUAAAUACGAGUAGACAGAGAAUAAUGAGGAGGACUAGUAUUAAAUAUCAAACAAAAAAAUAAAAAAGCAAGCCUCUAAGUACCUUGACAACAGCAACAGCAGAAAUAGUAACAACCAGUUUCAAAACAAAAGCAUGACUAAUAAUAACUCAUAGAAAAGGAAUAAAUCUAUUUAUAACCAUAAUCAAAAGAUAUCUGAAUCUCUAAAGAAGAGAAUGUUCAAUAACUAAACACAUGGUGACUUCAUGAAUCUUUACGGAGAGAGAAACAAUUAGGUAGACAAGGCGGCUACUUUUGAUAUGAGACCCUUAGAUAUAGAUGAACUGUAUUCUAUGGAUUUAAAUGCCUCCCAUAAAAAGUCAAUCCUUGAUAAAUCUUAAAUUGAUUAACAGAGUCCAAUUAAAGAAUACUAAGUAAGCAGCAACCCUACCCAGAAUGUAGGAUCUAGUGCUAAAUUGGGUUAAAAAAGAGAUUCAAGAUAAGCUCCUGGCGUAUUCAGCUUUAAAGAAGCGAAGAAUAUUAGAUAUGUGCAAAGUUCUCUAGAAUGA
This is a messenger RNA of Stylonychia lemnae, 2928 nucleotides long. The record is from the annotation of a GenBank genome assembly. Lineage: Eukaryota; Ciliophora; Spirotrichea; Sporadotrichida; Oxytrichidae.